Echinops telfairi (small Madagascar hedgehog) is the source of this 1517-nucleotide messenger RNA. RefSeq names its product guided entry of tail-anchored proteins factor 4 (gene GET4). The transcript has 9 exons. Gene Ontology annotation, molecular function: protein binding. The record is from RefSeq and is a predicted model, not a curated record. Gene Ontology annotation, cellular component: cytosol; BAT3 complex. Bases 1 to 978 code for a protein of 325 amino acids. NCBI's taxonomy places the organism in Eukaryota, Metazoa, Chordata, Mammalia, Afrosoricida, Tenrecidae. Gene Ontology annotation, biological process: protein insertion into ER membrane.
AUGGCGGCGGCGAUGGCCGAGCAGGAGGGCGCCCGCAACGGCGCCCGCAACCGCGGCGGCGUCCAGCGCGUGGAGGGCAAGCUGCGCGCCAGCGUGGAGAAGGGCGACUAUUACGAGGCCCACCAGAUGUACCGGACCCUCUUCUUCAGGUACAUGUCUCAGGGCAAGCACGUGGAUGCCCGCGAGCUCAUGUUCUCCGGGGCGCUGCUCUUCUUUAGCCAUGGCCAGCAGAACAGCGCUGCGGACCUAUCCAUGCUGGUCCUGGAGUCGCUGGAGAAGGCCGAGGUGGGCGUGACCAAUGACCUGCUGGAGAACCUGGACAAGCUCUUCAGCCUGAUGGACCCCAACUCCCCCGAGAGAGUGGCCUUUGUGUCCCGAGCCCUCAAGUGGUCAGGGGGCGGGUCUGGAAAGCUGGGCCACCCCAAGCUGCACCAGCUGCUGGCUGUCACCCUGUGGAAAGAACAGAACUACUGUGAGUCUCGGUACCACUUCCUGCACUCGGCUGACGGGGAGGGCUGCGCCAACAUGCUGGUGGAGUACGCGACGUCGCGUGGCUUCCGCAGUGAGGUGGACAUGUUUGUGGCCCAGGCCGUGCUCCAAUUCCUUUGUUUGAAGAACAAGAGCAGUGCGUCGGUGGUGUUCACGACCUACACUCAGAAGCACCCGUCCAUUGAGGCUGGACCCCCCUUUGUGCAGCCCCUGCUGAACUUCAUCUGGUUCCUGCUGCUGGCUGUCGACGGUGGGAAGCUGACCGUCUUUACAGUGUUGUGUGAGCAGUAUCAGCCGUCUCUCAGGAGGGACCCAAUGUACCAUGAGUAUCUUGACAGGAUAGGACAGCUCUUCUUCGGUGUGCCGCCCAAGCAGACGUCUUCCUACGGAGGCUUGUUGGGGAACCUUCUGAGCAGUCUCAUGGGCUCGUCAGAGCAGGAGGAGGGCGAGGAGGGCCAGGAGGGCAGCAGCCCCAUCGAGCUGGACUGACGUGCGGGACGUGCCCAGCGCCAAGGCCCGGGCAGCUUCAGAGGGCAUGUUGUCCUGCGCAAGCCGCUCCCUGGGGGCUGCUCACCCUGACGCUGGCAGCUGCGUCCAGGGCCUGUGCACCUCCCAGCAGGGUGGCCAGGACAGGGUGCAGGCUGUGUGGCCACAGCGUGUCCCCCCUCAGAUUGCUCCACAAUAAAGCACAGGCCUUGCUGCGCCCGCCUAUCCUGCCAGCUUCCCGCCGGGCGCAGAGGCCCUGGGCCGAGCCCUCUGUGCACGCACGCGGCAGGGCCAGGGCAGAGUGCGUGUGCCCGCCAGGUGGCGCAGCCUCUUGUCCGCUGAUUGGGUUUCCAGCAGCAGCCAGCCGGCGUGAGCGCUGCGCGUCACCACCAGGGAGACACUUUAUUUUUCCACGUGACAAGGUGUGGAUUCUGCGUGUGAUCAUGCAUGGGAAGGGUGAGAGCCUAUUCACUGUACAGACGGAAGACUCUAAGGCAGGGGUUGUGUUUGUCGUUGAGUUUAAAUAAAUACUUUGUACUGGG